Dermatophagoides pteronyssinus (European house dust mite) is the source of this 1042-nucleotide messenger RNA. Its product is annotated as fatty acid-binding protein-like. The record is from RefSeq and is a predicted model, not a curated record. NCBI's taxonomy places the organism in Eukaryota, Metazoa, Arthropoda, Arachnida, Sarcoptiformes, Pyroglyphidae. Gene Ontology annotation, molecular function: lipid binding.
UACGAAAGAAGAAGAAAAAAAAAAUACGCUGAAAAACUGAAUCAUCGCUUCAAUAAUAUCGUCGAAGAGAGGAAAGGAAAAGAAAAAAUCUCUCUCAAAAAAAUUAUUAUUGCUUUUGAAUGUGUAAUUGUGAUUGAUUGAUUGAUUGUCAUUGAUUUGUCUUCGUCAUUGAUUUAUGAUGAUGAUGAUUUUUAUUCAAAUCUUUUCGCUAACAACUGUUAUUAAUAUUGUCAAACAACAUCAAUAGUCCUUAUGAAUUGAGCAACAAGUGGUUGUUGUUUUCCAUCAAAAUUCUUCAUUUAUUUUUUUGGGAAAGAAAAUUCUUCAUUUUGGUUUUUUUCGAUUGUUGGUUUUUCUGUUUUCGAUUGUUUUUUUGAUUCAUCGCUUCCAUUACAAAUGUGGUUUUCCAAUCUAAUCGAUAUUGAAAAUUGGAAACGAAGAAUGGUUACAAUUACUGAAUCAAAUGAUUCAAAUCAACAACAACAACAAUCAAAAAAUGAUGAACAACAACAACAAAAUUUUGAACAACAUGUUGUUCCGGAUAAAUUUUAUGGCCGUUAUCGUUUAACAACAAGUGACAAUUUUGAUGCAUUUUUACGUGAAAUUGGCGUUGGUUUUCUUGCCAGAAAAUUAGCCAAUCUAACUAGGCCACAUUUAGAAAUUGUCAAAGAACCAAAUGGUUAUAUUGCAAUGAAAGUUGAAGCACCACAUAAAACAUUAGUUAAUCGUUUUAGGAUAAAUGAAUAUUUUAAUGAAACACGUAUGGAUGGUAAAGUUUGUAAGUCAAUAGUGGAAUUUAUUCCACCAAACAAAUUCAUACAAAUGCAAUGGGAUAAUGGAUUGGAAAUUAAAUAUAUUCGUGAAUUUGUUGAUAAUAAAAUCAAUGUGAAAUCAAUUUGUAAUAAUAUUCAAAGUUUUCGUGUUUAUACACGUGUCGAAUAAAUCAAUCUAAAUUUGAAUCAUUUGAAAAUCAUCCCGAAUCAAAGUAUUGGAAUUCCAACCAAAGUGACAAAAUUAACCACUCAUUACUUUUACUUACACA